Molecule: messenger RNA, 10014 nt
Organism: Rhinopithecus roxellana (golden snub-nosed monkey)
Lineage: Eukaryota; Metazoa; Chordata; Mammalia; Primates; Cercopithecidae
Product: zinc finger protein 708
Exons: 12
Coding region: 7451-8596 (381 amino acids)
Biological process (GO): central nervous system development; regulation of transcription by RNA polymerase II
Cellular component (GO): nucleus
Molecular function (GO): DNA-binding transcription factor activity, RNA polymerase II-specific; RNA polymerase II cis-regulatory region sequence-specific DNA binding
Source: RefSeq, a predicted model, not a curated record
AAAAGGGGGGGCUCACUUCUUGAGUUCUGGGCUGGCUUUUUCCUCUCCCAGAAGCGCUUCCCUGCUUGAUCUGUGUUUCUGCUCUUUCUCCUUCAUUCUGCAGCCUCCUUUGCCCUGUGACCUGCAGGUACUGGAAGGUCCCUAGAGAGGAUACCGGGACGCUCCUGAAGCCGCGAGAUGAUUUCAAGCAGAUGCAGCCUGACCAUUAGGGUCAAGGUCAAAUUGCAAAAAAAGAAGUUUGCCUUUAUUCUACUCCAUCCACAUCUAAACUUUGGAGGUCAAGGCUACGGACAGAUCAGAAGAUGUAGUUCCCUCCUCCUGGGGCUCCACAUCCUUCAUUCACUGAUCUCUGGGAAGGAGAAUGGUCAGCAGAGCCACCAUCACUCAUGUUCUUGAAUGGGAACUGCCUGGAAAGCCUGAAGAAGGAGGAGCCUGAAGGAGGAAGAAGGAGGCUGAGCCAUCCCGGGAACAUGGGCUGGAUGAGGCCAAGCCAGGAGAUGACACCACUGAAUAGAAGUCACUAUUCAGGAUUUGGGCUUUUCUGUGGAGAUCCUGGCCCCGAGAUCGAACCCUUCUCCCUGCAGGAUGCAGGGCCUUGGGAGCACCUGCCCGUCUCCUGUUCCUGACAGAGCCCUGCACAGUGCACGAGGCCCGAGGUGACGAGUGCCACAUCUGAGACUGCUCAGGAGCCUGGACCCAGGUGAUGCAGCUCCUUGUCCUUCCUGAGCGUCUUCACUGACAGUGGCCUGGGAGGCAGCAGGAGCAGAAAGGCUUGGAGAUGGACCCCACCGACUGCACACCACCCAAGCAUAUCCUACUCGGAAACCUGGAACAGCCACUGUAGCCCCAGAACGGUAACUAAAAGCUGGCCCCUGCCCCCUGGGAACUGCAAGAGACUCCAGGUCUCCCUCUAGGGAGCUGUGAGCCAGCUCUGGUGAGAGUGGCCCUGGAAGCGGCGCCCAUGUGCUUCUGACUCGCCUUUCAGGGCAGCAUCUCAGGUCCAGGAAAACCUGGAGCAGGUGUGCAGCUGGAUGGCCCCUGUGACGGAGUACACUGUGGACUGCAUGUGUGGAGAGGCGCCUGCACCUCGGGGCUGGGCUGUGAGGAGCACAUUCCUGCACAGGGGCCUGUGACCUGUCCCGGUCCUCACUGGGAACCGCCUUCCUUCCUGGGUGCCAGCCUCAGUACUGGAACGAGGAGCUGCAGAUGAUGAGGGACCUGCCCAACAAGAACCAACCUGAGCAGCUGCUUCAAGAAAAAGCCAUGUUCAAGGUUCCGAAGCCCCUGGUGGGUGAGUGAGAGCCUCACAGCCUCAGGCCCACCUGUCUCCUGCUGGAAUGUUUCUUGUGUACAGUAGGGACGUGAGGGAAACUGGCCUCCCCCAUGUUGGUGAACUGGGCCAGGUGGAUGUAGCCUGAGGCUUUUGGGCGUGGCCUAUCGCCCUCCCAGCCUUGGUCCCUCCCAGGUACACAGCAACUUCAGAGUGGCAGCCACAUGGGGCGUCAUUCAGGGAGGCAUCGUCAUGGUCAUCAGCCCCAGUGAGACCAAGCUGCAGAUGUUCACGUGGAGCGGUGUCAUCUUCAGCCUGGGCUUUGUUGUUAGUGGCCACUACAAGGACUUUGCGGGGGACGUGGCAGCCUCCAUAGCAUUCACCAAUGACCUGAACGGUUAGCACUCGCACAAUGCAGUGGACAUGGAGGGUCUGUACACACUGGACACGGCAGAGGUGGAUGACCGCGGCUACUGGGUCAGGUUCCAGUCCUCAUCCCUGGCAUUCUGGAGUGGGACCAGGAGCAGAGUGUCAUCUGUGGCUCCACUGACUUUGCAAGACAAUGGUGUGGCCCCCGUGUUGCCUGGAUCUGCUGGAGCACGAGUUGACUGCUGAAGACCCUGCGCCACUGCACGUUCAACCACUGUGACGAGGAGGCGGAGCUCUUCUCGGUUGAGGGCAAGGGCGUCACUGGCAACGAAAGGUGCCGCUAUGUUCUCUACCUGCUGAGCCCACUGCGCCGACCUCAGCUUCCUACCUGUGCCCCACAAGGAGCUGCCAGAGGAGUGCUCCCAUGCCAGCUUCCCCUGCACCCAUAGGCAUAGGUUCUGUCGCCUGUGCCAGGAGCUGGUGGACGCCUUCGUGGAGCACAGUUGAGGAGCAGCGCUUUGAGGCUGGGGCUGCAGCCAGCUGCACCCUGCUGCGGGCAUGGGCAGCCCGGGUUGUUCUGGGGCUGGAUGGUUGAAGAGAGACGCUCUGGACAGUGAAGAAGAGCUCGUUCUGGCCACACUCACUAGAGCCCCUUUCCCAUCCCCCACCCACCUGCCAUCAGGCUCCCAGAUGCAGAAUCUGGAGCUUUGUGUUGGUUGUAAGUUAGUGAGCAGUGAAACCAGUGACCCAACUGAGCUGUGCCAUUCUCCUAAGGAGGGUUUGGAAGUUGCUGGGUGGGUUGUGAAGGUUGCAGUCCCUGAGUGUUAGUGCUGCUGGUUUUUAGUGCUUAGGAGUUGGCCAUGUUAAAUUUCCCACACCACAAGUAACUCUUUUCCAGAAGCCAGUGGCAUUCCUGUCUCUGUUGAGAGUCCUGCUCCGAAUGUGGACCCCUUCUCCUCCACCUCCAUACUCUGGCUGUCUUCUUCCUGUUUGGGGAGAUCUGGCAGCCACCACCUUGUUGCUUGGGUUUGUGAGAGCAAAGCUGAGUUCUGGUUGGGCUUGCAGCAGAAGAAGGAAUCUGAUGCCAUCUAUAAGGCCCAGGUGGGCUGUGGCAGGGCCGGCGGGUUGAGAUGCGCCUUUAGGUUGUGGGCGGCUGAUCGUUUCCUGCCUCUGCUCUCUCCCCUGUUUUUGGGUGAGAACCACGAGAAGCAAAGCUCCGAGAACCUCAAGUGCCCAGCCCAGCAGGCUGUGGCCCAGCAGCGCACUGUGAAUGGGAGAUACCGGUGGGCUGCAGCGCCAGCAUCCUGCCCCUCCAGGUAUAUCCCUGGGUGGAGCUGGGCCCCCACCCGGCCUGGGUAGGAUGAACCUCACUCACAGCUCAUCCCCCCCAUGGCCCCUCAGUUCACAGCCCCCAGCAUGGCCAGCGUCUUGGAGCAGCUCCAGGUCAUCAGUGAUGUCCUCUUCAUUCUUCUCAGUUGAGGCCCUUCCUGCCUCCCUACUUAUAAGUUGGCCUUUAGUUUUUUAAGAUAUGUAAUAGGUUGACAUUGCUCAAAAUUGGAAAGUAUAGCCAGUGAUGAGAAGUUCUUUGUGAAUCCUUCCAGAAAUACUCCAUGUGAUCUUUUUCCCCUUCUUUUUUUUCUUUGGAAUUGUGGCAUGCCAUGGAUGAAGGUUAUUAUUGUUUACUUCAUUUAACAAUGUAUCUUGGUGAUCUCGCAUUUCAGUUCCUAAGGAGUGGCUUUACUCCUUCCCCGGCUGCCUCUGCACACAGUGCAAAGUGUGCCUUAGGAGCAGGCCCUAAGGAGUCCUGCGGUGCUGCCUUCGGGAGCCCUUAACCUCCUGCCUUUUCUCCCCUCAGUGUGGGAAAGGGGUUUGGUCAGCCAGGGGUGUCAGCAACCCUGUCCCAUGCCCAUUGUCUACACCUAAUCUGGUGGCAGGGAGGCCACAGAGUACAGCGACUGGAACCAGGUGUGAGGGUGAGAGGCAGCCAGGCCCCAGGCCGAAUCAAGUGCAUGGAAUCCUGACUGUCAGCAAUUAGGGAUCUUUUUGCUUUUGGGAGGGAAGUACUUGUUCCACGUGUCUCACUGAAUAUGUCACGGAGCCUGAUCUGUCCCAAGUGGGAGUUUAACCAGCCUAGAGGGGGUCUGGGGCCCUGGCCCAGUCUGACACCUACCUCCUCUCCCACCUUCUACUCCCCCAGAAGACUAGGAGAAUCUGAAAGCAGAGGUGGUGCAGUGCCACUAGCUGUAGGAGCCCAGAAAAACAGGGAUAGGGCAUUCUGGGAGGUCAAGUAGGUGGAUCACUUGAGCUCAAGAGUUGGAGACCAGCCUAGGAAACAUGACGAAACCCCAUUUACAAAAAGCAAAAAUUAGCCUGGUGUGGUGGCGCGACCUGUAGUCCCAGCUACUCAGUAGGCUGAGGUGGGGGGAUCGUUUGAGCCUGAGAGGUCCAGGCUGCAGUGAGCCAUGAUUGUGCCACUGCACUCCAGCCUGGGUGAUAGGGUGAGACCCUGCCUCAAAAAAACAAAAACAAAAAAACAGAGCUAGGGCUGGGGACCCUAUGGCCACUGAGUCUGAGCCAGCGGGGCCAGAGGAACUGAGCUCCCAGCCCUGUGGCUGCCAAGGAUCCUUUUUCCUCGAGCUUGCAGGGAUCAAGAGAGAGAGAGAGAUAGUCAGCGACCCCGGUUAGAGAUGCAGACUCCAGGAGAAGGGGGCAUGCUUGCAGAUUAGAGGAAGUGAGCCCCUCUUCCAUGUUCCACCCCUACCAUCCUCCUGGGACCCCAGCCUACAUGCCCCCCUAAAAGAUUCUUUUGCACUGAUUCAGUGAAUAUAUGAUGCAAAGGCCUAAUUGAAGACCUGUGAAUGGCAUGUACAGUCCUCAGUUCCCAGCUGUGGGGCCCCUCAGGCUCCCCAUAUUCCCCUCAGCCUCCCCAUCUUACAUCAGGGAUGUGGAGUGUGUCCAUGGCCACGAGUAUUGAUCUCUCCCUCCAAGCCUGUACAUCGCCCUGAGGCAGUUCUGAGUGGAUGACAUGCAGAUGAGAUUCCUCAGCUCAUUUGCAUGGUUGAUGUUAUGGCUGCUGCUUUUACUGCCACAACUCCCAGGCCCAACCUGCCUUAAUGUCUAAGUUUUAAGCCAAAAAAGAUGGGGAGCCAGAGCUUUGUGGCAGGGCUGGGGAUUGGGGUGCACUUUAGUUUUGUGGCAGGAUGAAGGCUGCAGUGUUUUAUUAGUCAUGAUUGGCCUGGCCAUAGCUCCAGGCUGAGAGGGAUAGGUUUGUCAGUAGUGGUCCCCCAGAUGUCCCUGUGCCCAGCCCUGACCUGUCUGCCCUCAGGCCCAGCAGGAGGUGCUGCCACAGGCUCUGACUGGCCUCCGUACUCCCUGUACCCCAGAUGGACAUAAUCUUGGGGUAUACAGUCAGAAUAUGUCAUUCUCCCCAUUUUAACCCGAGCUGCCUGACACAGGAAGGGUGGGGUUGGUAAGGAGCGUGGGGAACCAGGGUUGAAUCAUGGAUCCUGGGGAAAGGUUACAGACACAGGAGGGGUUGUCACCUCUCUGUGGAGCCCCACUGCUUACCACACAGCACCUUCUGCAGCGACUAGCUCUGAGGGUGGCAGGGGACCCCACGGGCCAUGGCUGCUGCCUCUCUGCACCUGUCUGUGCCUGCUGUGGGAGCCUGGACUGGGGGAGGACAUUGCUGCCCUGUGAUCCUGAGGGAGCCUGUCUGGCUGUGACCUCUACGUGGGGCUUUGCAGAGAGCUGCUUAUGGAUAUGGUGUCACCAGACACCUUGUUUCAGAGGGAGUGGGCAUGAGCUGGCAAGUGAAGCACCCCCACGGCUUCUCAGGAACUUUUUCUCAUUUUUAAACCAUCAUGUCUUCAUUUCACAUUGGAAUAAAGUGAGGUUUUGAAACCUGCUUCCCCAGCCUCUGGAUUGUGAGGGCUAUUGUCCUGCAGGUUACCAGGAGAGGCAUAUGUAUAAAUUAGGUCAAAUUCAAGGUUAUGCUUGUAAUGUCACCUGAGUGGAAGGUAAGAGGGUGGAGUCACAGGCAUUCAGCUGGGAUUUGCCUGGCCCACUCACUAGACUCAUGGGAUUGUGGCACAGGUGAACAUCUGCUGUCAUUGGAGGAAAAAGACUGGAGUAAAGGCCAGGUGGGGGAUGGGUGCUAGGCUGUGGGGUCAGGCCCUGGGCAUGCUGGACCUGUUAGGUCACUGAGCAUCUGGGCACCUGCUCCUGUCCCUUCAGUUGAAGUGAGGUUGGCAGCACUCCCCAGAAGGUGUGCAGUGCUGGGAGAGUGGAGGAGGGUCUGACAUUUGCCAUCCUGUGGUAGGUUUUAGAGCUCACUAGAUGCUUGUGGAGAGCUAAUGACAUGGGAAGAAGGCAGCCCACCUUGAUGGACCGUAGGGAUAGAGCCUGCGAUGUGAGAAGCUGGUGUGUGGAGGUGGCCUGUCUACAAGAGGGAAGCUUAAGGCUCAUUGCAGUGGCACUAUCUCAGCUCACUGCAGCUGGUGGCUGAUGCCAGGCCAUCCCUAUCCAGAGCAGGGAGGCCCUCGGCCUCAUGUAUAAUUGAAUGCCUUUUGGGACGCUUGAAUCGUCCUUUAUUCCUUGCAAAUUCAGAGAAGCAAAAAAAAACUUACAAUCCUCAUGUCCAUUAGUUUCCCUGACCCCGAGAUUUUAAGUGACACCCAAGGGAAGCUUCCAUUACGUUGGCCAUUGAAGCCUCCUGCAUGCUCCCCAAAACCCCCAGCAGUUCCCUCUGCAGUCCCACAGUUAUGUCCUGAGCAGUGGGGUACCGUGUGAUGAGAGGUGCUAAGGGAUGGGAUGAAAGUCUUUCCUGUGUUAUUAGAACGGUUAAAAAGUUGUUUUAAAGGUGUCCAAAUGCCCUCCUUUUAAACCUAAUUACAUAAUAAGAUGCCUUAUACAAGCAAAACCAGGUACGGGAAAGCAAGUGCAUUUCAAGUCCCAGCUUACCCCUUAAAUUAGCUGUGAUACUCUCAGCAGGCGGCCCUACCUCAAUGAGCCUGUCUCCCAUUUAAAAACAGAACUAAUGAGGGGGCGAGGCCUGGAGCUUUACCCAAUCAGUGGCGUUGGAGUGGAACUCGUCCAAUCGGAAGCAGCCGGAGAGCAGGGGCUGCUUCUGGGAUUUGGCGGGGGCCUUUGUUGACUGCAGUGAGAGCUGGGUGUCUUCACCAGGGUUCCGAGUCCUUCCACCUGGGAGGCCCAGACGGCUUCGCGUUGUGAGAAUAGACGGAACCUCUGUUGCUCUGUGACCUGCAGGCACUGGGAGAUCCGUAGCUAAGACGCCAGGACCCCCGGAAGCUGGGAAAUGGUGAAUGUGCCAGGGACUGUUGACAUUCAGGGAUGUGGCCAUAGAAUUCUCUCAGGAGGAGUGGGAACACCUGGACUCAGAUCAGAAGCUUUUAUAUGGGGAUGUGAUGUUAGAGAACUACAGAAACCUGGUCUCUCUGGGUCUCGCUGUCUCUAAGCCGGACCUGAUCACCUUUUUGGAGCAAAGGAAAGAGCCUUGGAAUGUGAAGAGUGAGGAGACAGUAGCCAUCCAGCCAGAUAUCUUUUCUCAUGAUACUCAAGGCCUCUUAAGAAAGAAGCUUGUAGAAGAAUCAUUCCAAAAAGUGAUAUUGGAUGGAUAUGGGAGCUAUGGCCCUCAGAAUUUAAACUUAAGGAAAGAGUGGGAAAGUGAGGAGAAAAAUCAGUACAAUAAAUCUGAUACAACAUUAAGCCAAGGCAUAAGCCCCAGAAGACAUCAGAAAACUCAUUUUCUACAGAACCAUUACAAAUGUAAAAAAUGUGAGAAAGCCUUUCAUGAAUGUACCAACCAUGUCCUAUCAGAGUAUCUUUAUUCAAGAAAAGUCUGCCAAAUGUAAUAAGUGUGUGGAAACUUUUAUCCAGUCAUCAAAACAUACUCAGCCUCAGAGAAUCCAUAUUGGAGAAAAGUCACACAGAUGUAAUAAUGGUGAGAAAAUCCUUAGUAAAUUGUCAAGUCUAAGAAUACAUGAGAUAAUCCAUAAUGAAGAGAAACCUUACAAAUGUAAAGAAUGUGACAAAGCCUUUAACCACCGUUCACACCUUACUCAGCAUCAAAUAAUUCAUACUGGAGAGAAACCAUACAAAUGUAAAGAAUGUGGCAAAGCCUUCAAUUCUAGUUCAUAUUUUACUCGACAUCAGAGAAUUCACACUGGAGAAAAACUUUACAAAUGUAAAGCAUGUAGCAAAUGUUUUACUCAUUCUUCAAAUCUUCUUGUGCAUCGGAGAAUUCAUACUGGAGAGAAACCUUACAAAUGUAAAGAAUGUGGUAAAUCAUUUAAAGUGUCUUCAGCCCUUACUCAGCACGAGAGAAUCCAUACUGGAGAGAAACCCUACAAAUGUAAGGAAUGCAGCAAAGCCUUUAACUGUAGGUCAUACCUAACUAAACAUCAGAGAAUUCAUACCGGAGAAAAACUUUACAAAUGUAAAUCAUGUAGUAAAUCUUUCUCUCGUUCCUCAAGUCUUACUGUCCACCAGAGAAUUCAUACUGGAGAAAAACCCUAUAAAUGCAAACAAUGUGGCAAAGCCUUUAAUUGUAGUUCACGCCUAACUCAACAUCAAAGAAUUCAUACUGGAGAGAAACCCUACAUAUGUAAAGAAUGUGGCAAAGCCUUUAACUGUAGUUCAUCCCUUACUAAACAUCAGAGAAUUCACACUGGAGUGAAACUUUACAAAUGUAAAGCAUGUAGCAAAUCUUUCUCUCAUUCCUCAUGUCUUUCUGUGCAUCAGAUAACUCAUUCUGGAAUGAAACCAUAUAUAUGUAAGGAUUGUGGUAUCUCCUUUAACCGGUCUUCAAAUCUUAGACGACAUCAGAUGAUUCAUACUGGAGAGAAACCCUACAAAUGUAAAGAAUGUGGCAAAUUGUUUAAUCGAUGCUCAACCCUUACUCGACAUAAGAGAAUUCAUACUAGAGAAUUUCUAUAGUUGUAGUAAAUGUGAAAAGAGUUUUAUCCAAAAUUUAGAACUUAAAAAUCACCAUAGAGUUUAUAGGGAAACAACUUACAGAUUGAAUAAAUGGGAGGAAGUAUUUAAUCAGAACUCAAAUCUGAAUGUGUCAGGACUUACACAAAAAAGGACCAAAGCACACAUCCCCAGACUUUAAAAUUAAAUAAGAGUAUUUGUUAUGGAGGAUUACUCUAAAGCCAAAGCAGUUAUUUAUUUUGUUAUGUGUUUCAAAUGAGCAAAAACAUUGAUAUUUGGACAAGUAAUUAUUCAGUGAGCACAUUAUUUGUAUUGAAAACAUUUGAAAUUUGUAUAAAGCAAAUUAUAAUUCAAUUCUCAAGUUAGUUUUUAUACCUUAAUGCUUAGUGUUUACAUAAAAACAUAUAGUCUAUUUUUUCUACAUCAGAGCUAUGAGAGGUUGUUCUAUAGUAGAUGAAUAUCAUUAAUACCAAUUUAUUUUCAUGGAAGUUUAAUGGCAAAUGUAAAAUACAUGAAGAAAAUCUUAAAGAGGCUCUUUGUGUUUGAAUCAUAAAACAGUAAUGUGUGUAAGCAUAUAGUACAUAUUUAGGGCAUUAUUAUUCUAUACUAAAGUAAAAGAGGAAUAUUCUGAAUUUAUUUAUUACAUCAAUUGUUCCUUAAGUAGAAAAACACUGGUCUGUUAUUUAAAAUACUGGCAAACCUUUAUAGUACAAUGAAGUAGUAAUCUUGAAUAUUAUUUGAUGUGUUAAAAAUAAAAACAUCUUCACAGAUAUCAGAGGAAAGUGAAAACUCAUAUCUGAAAGAUUGUAAAUAUGCUUUAUAUCAAUUUUCCAGAGGACUUAAACUUCUAACAAUAUUGAUAAUAUUCUCAUGGUUACUAUUUUGUAUUCUUUCCUGCUUUUUGUAUCUACUGGUGUACUAUGACAGUUAUAAUAAAGAUUAUAUGGGGAUAUACUUAAAAGUCAUACUUUUAAAAUCCUGAAUCAUUGUUUAUAAAAUUUUAUUCAAUAUUUUUCUUUGCACAUACCCUUUUUCAGUCCAAUUGAACACUUAGAGAUUUUUCUUUGCUUUCACUUGCAUUGAAUGGAAUAUACAGAUGUAUUAAGAUCGAAAGAAAAAGGUGUAAGAGAACUAUACAGGCAGAAAUGCAUGUGUGUGUACCUGUCUUCAAAUGGAAAAGAAAAUGAUGGAUCACAACAGGAAAUUUGAGAACUAUUGAUUUAUUACCAAACUAGAAACCUCACAAAUUCUCAAAGCUAAAUUAGUUUCUCAUUGCACACUGAAUUUUUCUCUUAUAAAUCUAAUGUCUUCUGGGUUCAGACUGUAUCCCAUACAAAUCCUUUUUUCUUGCCUAUGAUUCAUGUAAGAAGAAUUAUAUGAUUUUCUUAUUUCAAAGCUUGUAAAAUAUUGCUUAUAAGUUC